This is a messenger RNA of Paramecium octaurelia, 1736 nucleotides long. NCBI's taxonomy places the organism in Eukaryota, Ciliophora, Oligohymenophorea, Peniculida, Parameciidae. The record is from the annotation of a GenBank genome assembly.
AUGAAAACUAUAUUUUUUGGGAGUGGAUUGUUUCCUUUGCCUAUCUUUUAAAGGUUGCACAAGAUGGCAGCAAUCGACCCCAAAUUGAGUCUAAUAACAGUGCCAAAUCAUUCACAUAAGGAAAAAAACUAAAUUAAAGAUUACGCUGCCUAAUAACAAUUUAGUAAAUAUCGUGUAAAAAUAAAGAAAUUUAUUAACCAAAUUUGUCAGACAAGACCAACAACUUUGUUUAAGAAAUCCAGGAAAAACCUGAUCUUGGAAUAGUUUGUAAUUAUGGAUACAUGAUUCCAAAUCAGAUAAUUGAUAUUUUUAAUAAGGGAGUUUACGUGAUUCAUCCUUCCCUAUUGCCCAAGUAUAGAGGAGCUGCUCCAAUUCAAAGGGCCAUUAUGAAUGAUGAAUAGAAGACUGGAGUGUCAUUUAUUGAGAUUUCAAAAAAUAAGUAGAAAUUAAUGAAUAUCUAGAGAUUUGAUGCAGGUGCAAUCCUGUUGAGAAAAGAAAUUGAUAUCCUUGCAGUCGAUAGAUAUAAGGAGUUAUCAUAGAAGUUAUCAUAAUUGACAGCUGAUUCAAUAGAAGAAUUCAUAACCAACAUUGACAAAUUUGAAAGAUUGGGUCAGAAUGCUGGUGAGACGACUAAGGCACCAAAGAUUACUCAAGCUGAUUUAAAGGCAGAUUUCAACAAUACAGCAAAUAAGAUAUAUAAUUAAUACAGAGGGAUUUAUGGGACAAAUUUCCAUAGUUUGAAAUUAAAAUAUCAAGAAAGGGAAUUCUAUUUAGAGAACAUUACAUUGGCAAAUGACUUAGAAUUAGAACAAUUGAAGCAUUUCAACACAGCUGAGAAUGGCACAUUGUGGUUAAUAAGGAGCAAACAAUUCAAAAACUAUUUCUAUAUAAAAUGCAAAGAGAAUAGUUGGAUUCGAGUCUAAGAAUUCAGAUUCACAGAUAGGGGCAACAGUUAGGCUGCGUAUACAUUCAAGAAUCAAUUCAUGAUGGAUUUCAAAUUUGAUAGUUUGGAUAACCAUUACAAGUUAAGUUAUUGAGUAUAUAUAUAUAAAUAUCUAUAUAACUAUUGGUAUAAAGAGUAUUAAUAUAAUUUAUGCAAGAAUAUAAGUAUCCAAAGAUUGACGCGAAGCAUUUUCAUUAUCACAAUGACGGCACUGGAAGGUGAGAUUAAUACAAGAUUUUUAGGGAUCAGUAUGUAAAACAUACAAAUGGUGGUUUAUUAUCUCAGAAGAUGAUUAGUUCACUAGAUUUGUCUCCAAAGGCGGAUUACACAAAGAUGAUCUUUCCAAAAACUGCAACAAAGUACUCUGAAUUGUAAUAACCUAGUUCUCGAAGCAGAGGAUUGCUUCCGCCUUAGCAUUAAAGAAUUCAGCAUUAUUUUGGAGAUGGAAAAGGUCGAGAUUAUUUUGUAACGAUAAAUGAUGGUGGAUAAGUGAAUUUAAAAAGUUGGAAAGACCAUCCAGAUUAAGCAUUUCCAGCUUAAUUACGAAAAUAUGGAAGAGAAUAUUCACAACCUGACUGUGUUAAGUACUUAAUAUCAAAUAAUUCAAAAUUAUAAUAAUUGACUUAAACAAUGAGAUUAAGAUAGAGCCAAUUCACUAAGCACAUUAGUGCACCUAAGAAACAAUCGAGUCCUUUGUUAGAGAGCUUUAUGCCAGAUCUGAAUGAAGGUGGGAAGUAUCAGACAUACCAAUAACUGAAAUACUAGAGUAAGGCAUGUUUUUUUGCAGAAUGAU